UUUCCACAGCACACAACUAUUCUCUAAUAUCCUCCAUUCAUUUUUCUGAUUUCCUCAAUUCAUAGCCUAGCCAGAGGAAGAAGAUCAAAGAGAAAUCAAAAUGGCCUUGCAAGUGCAGGCCUCCCUUUACACUACAAGAUUAUCACCUACUGCCACUCCUACCCUCCUCCGUCCACUCUCCAAUCCAUCUACUCUCAAGACAUCUUUCUUCUCUCGUUCCCUUAACCUUUUACUUCAUCCUAAUCAACUACAACUUGCUUAUGGACCUCCCAGGUUUACCAUGCGUGUAGCUUCCAAACAAGCUUAUAUCUGUCGUGACUGCGGGUAUAUUUACAAUGAGAGGACCGCCUUUGAUAAAUUGCCUGAUAAAUAUUUCUGUCCUGUUUGUGGUGCUCCCAAACGAAGGUUUAAGCCCUAUGCAACAGAUGUCAACAAAAAAGCUAAUGAAACAGAUGUUAGAAAGGCAAGAAAAGCUGAACUCCAAAGAGAUGAAGCAGUUGGGAAAGCACUUCCUAUUGCAGUUGCCGUGGGAGUUGUAGUUCUUGCAGGAUUAUACUUCUAUCUCAACAGCACAUUUUAGCUGAAUGUUUGAUACAUUAUGUUUUACAUCAUAAAAUCAGACCUUUAAUGUAUUCAUGUUCUUUUGUUUAUUUGGUUCGUCAACACUUUUACACCUUUAGUUUCAUCUGUUCAAUUUCCAAUAGCUUGCAACAAGAAUGUUGUCAUAAGUUAAACAGAAAAUAAAGCAUGGAUAUAGAAAAGUAAGUUAAAAUUUUCAUUUGCCA
Messenger RNA from Medicago truncatula (barrel medic), 785 nucleotides. RefSeq lists its product as uncharacterized. The coding region runs from base 101 to 580 and encodes 159 amino acids. The transcript is spliced from 4 exons. The record is from RefSeq and is a predicted model, not a curated record. Gene Ontology annotation, molecular function: iron ion binding. NCBI's taxonomy places the organism in Eukaryota, Viridiplantae, Streptophyta, Magnoliopsida, Fabales, Fabaceae.